AUGCGACUGACCAUCAUCAUUUUCUCCUUCGUCGUGUUCCUAGUGAAGGGACACAUAGCAAAGGUUGAUGACCAGAAAAGCUUUUCGAAGCUGUUCGACGAGAACUUGGUGAACAAUUACGAGAAAUUGUUUAAAGUCAUAAAAUGUCAAUAUUGUUUGACACAAAAGAAAGGAGCACAAAAGGAAAAAUGCAAGCAUAUAAUGAAAGAGUGCAAACAUUUGCUGAAGGAUGGAAAGUACUUAACUAUGUUGAAAGAUUUAAUGAGUGACUUGAAGGUAGGCAACAACGAACAUGUGUAUGGACCGAACACAGAAGAGUUGAAGAAAAUUAUAAACUUCUUGGAGUUACACAAGCAAGAAAUAAAGAAGAUAAAAAACAUGAUUGACACUAUUAAGAAUAAUAAAGCCAUUUUAUUAGUCAAUGGAGGGAACAACCCAAUGGUUCAUAAGUUGAGCAAAAGAAUGAAGUCACUAAAGAACAACGUUGAGUAUAUACAGAAGAGCCAAGACGCCAUAACGAAACAGCUAAAUCAGAAUGACGCUGAGGUGAGUAAUAUACUGCCCGGUAUAUUUCACUUAAAAGGAACAACAAAUAAGAAUGCCAACGAACCUAUCCAAUUAGGAAACGUAACAGAAAAUGAUGAAGGACAUAACUAUGAAUUAGGAAGCUUAGGUGUAGAUGAAAUGGUAAAGAACAGCAUGAAGGGGUUAUUUAAAGAUGGUGAGGGGCUUAUGGAAGUUGUGAAGAAUACCCUGAUGCAGGAAGGAGGAGGAAUAGGUGGAGAACUAGUUAGCCUCAUAGAAAAGGGAAAAGAAAUUGGAGAAAAAAUUGUUGACAUUGAAGGAAUGAUAACGAAGAAAGAUGGCACUGCCAACGCUGAUGGAACGACCAUCGAAAAGUUGGAUCACUUCAAAACGGAGUUGUCUUCAUAUGAAUUUCUUAUAACCAGUCUUAAAGGAAUCGUCUUGAGUAAACUUAAGGACAUCUUGCUACGACUCUUAUACAAGGCCUACAUAAUCUACAGGACUAAGAAGGCAAAAGAGUUGGGAGAAGAUCCCCCAACUGAAGUGCCCGAGGACGAAUACCUCAGUGAACUCAAAAAAGGAGGUCUAGAAUUAGGAAUAAAAUUACUCUUCAACAAAUUACGCUAUUUACUAAUCGUCAUAAAAAAGAAGUUGUUCCCAAAAAUGUUUGGACAUAAAGAAGACAAGGUAAAGAAGGAGGUGAAGGCAACUCCCAAAAAGGUCACCCCUGGAGGUCCUCAGCUCAGUUCCAAUAUGUUGAGGGGUUCGGUAUCCGAGGAAGACGUCAGUCUCAUGACUAGCAUAGACAACAUGAUUGAAGAAAUUGAUUUUUACGAGAAGGAAAUAUAUAAUAAUCCACACACCGGGGGAGGAAUUCAAGGGAUGGAUGACGACACGGAAGAUGACGAAACGGAUGAGGAGGAAGUAACCGAGGAGAUAGUUGGAGAGGUAGUGGAUCAGAUUACACAAGAGGUGGCCGACCAGAUAACUCAUGGCGCGCUGGAAAAUAUCGCACAGGACAUGGUCAACAUAGAAGCAGUCGUGCAGCAUAUGUCCGUGGACAUCGCCAAGAUAAAGGCAAUCGUGCAGGAGGUGACACAAGCAGUUGAGCAGGUUAAGCAGAUCAUAGACCAACAAAAAGUAAGCGAAACGGAAGAAAGUACUACUGACGCAGACCAGAAGGAAGUAAGCGAAACGGAACAAAAUACAGCUCACGUGGACCAACAAGAAGUAAGCGAAACGGAACAAAAUACAGCUCACGUAGACCAACAAGAAGUAAGCGAAACGGAACAAAAUAUAGCUCACGUAGACCAACAAGAAGUAAGUGAAACGGAACAAAAUACAGCUCACGUAGACCAACAAGAAGUAAGCGAAACGGAGCAAAAUACUACUGACGCAGACACGAAGGAAGUAAGCGAAACGGAACCAAAUACAGCUCACGGGGACCAACAAGAAGUAAGCGAAACGGAGCAAAAUACUACUGACGCAGACACGAAGGAAGUAAGCGAAACGGAACCAAAUACAGCUCACGGGGACCAACAAGAAGUAAGCGAAACGGAGCAAAAUACUACUGACGCAGACACGAAGGAAGUAAGCGAAACGGAACCAAAUACAGCUCACGUGGACCAACAAGAAGUAAGCGAAACGGAACAAAAUACAGCUCACGUAGACCAACAAGAAGUAAGCGAAACGGAACAAAAUACAGCUCACGUAGACCAACAAGAAGUAAGCGAAACGGAACAAAAUACAGCUCACGUAGACCAACAAGAAGUAAGCGAAACGGAACCCAAUACAGCCGAUCUAAUCACUUCGUAG
Molecule: messenger RNA, 2340 nt
Organism: Plasmodium coatneyi
Lineage: Eukaryota; Apicomplexa; Aconoidasida; Haemosporida; Plasmodiidae
Product: Merozoite surface protein-9
Exons: 1
Coding region: 1-2340 (779 amino acids)
Source: RefSeq, a predicted model, not a curated record